CGCCGAGAAGAGGGCAUGUGUUGUUCAUCGGUGCAUACCGGUGGGAAGUUUGUCGCUCGAAGAUGGUCGCCACCGCGCUCCAUUUCGGAGCCAUUCCGACUCUAAUUCCCGUAAAUAACCUAGCUAGGGUUUCCAAAGAGGGGCGAAGGGGACCCUCCACCACUCCGUCUUCGGCUGGUCCCCUAUUUCGAUCGGGUUGGAGGAUUUCGCGAGCCCCGGCGACGGCCCCAAUCAUACGGGCUGCUGCCGAGGUGCAGACCACCGAGGAUGCUCUUGUGAAAGUCUCGACGGCGGCCGAUGUGGUGAGGGAGUUCUACGACGGGAUUAAUCGCCGGGAUCUUUCAGCCGUGGAGCCGCUGAUCUCAGAGGAUUGUGUCUACGAGGAUCUGGUCUUUCCCCGACCUUUUGUUGGACGCAAGGCUAUUCUCGACUUCUUCAAAAAGUUCACAGAAUCGGUCAGUGCUGACCUUCAGUUUGUUAUCGAUGACAUAUCUAACGAAGAUUCAUCGGCUGUUGGAGUUACAUGGCACUUGGAAUGGCGGGGCAGGCCUUUCCCAUUUAGCAAAGGGUGCAGCUUCUACAGUUUGCAGUUUCGGGAGGGCAAGAGACAGAUAGUCUAUGGGAGAGAUUGUGUGGAGCCUGCUGCCAAGCCUGGGGAUUCAGCAUUGGUAAUUAUCCAGGGAGUAUCAUGGAUACUUAAGCAAUUUCCACAACUUGCUGAUUGGCUCUGAUAAAGGUCUCCUCUUUCACCCUGGAUAUGUAAAAUACAAAUGUAUGUAGAAUGUGUAUCUGAAUAUAGUCCCUUGUGCUCCAUGUAUUUGAAACUCUUAGCAUAUGUUUUGCACAGGCAUGUUUCUUAGAUUCACUUGAUUAUAACAAGGAAGUUUAAUUGACUUUUUA
Messenger RNA from Musa acuminata AAA Group (dessert banana), 900 nucleotides. RefSeq lists its product as uncharacterized. The transcript has 5 exons. NCBI's taxonomy places the organism in Eukaryota, Viridiplantae, Streptophyta, Magnoliopsida, Zingiberales, Musaceae. Bases 63 to 731 code for a protein of 222 amino acids. The record is from RefSeq and is a predicted model, not a curated record.